AUGGGUUGCUUUGCCAACAUUAUUCCUCUUUGGAAGUAUAUCACAAAGUUCCUGGGGCCUAUAAUCUUCAUUGGCGUGGAAAGGGGGCCCGACGACCUCGUGGUUACUUUCCUUCGUGGCUUGUUCCGUGACCGUCUUCCCUGGAGCGACUUCAAGGCAAUUGGGCAGCCUGCCAUACUCGCAGUUGCCAGAGCUGGUUGGACCUUCGAAGAGUUGAAUACUCUAGCCGACUUGAUUAGGGAAGGGAGAUUUGUUGAGGAGAUGUUGGAUAGAGCCCGUGAAACGGCGAGGAAUAACCGUAUAUGGAUUCAUAGCCGAAAUUCCUCUGAACCAACCAGCCACCUGCAAACACAGUUGGAUACAUUUAAAGAGAUCAUUGAGAAAUCCCGGAUAAAUUACAUCUGUCCACAAUGCCUUAAGGGGUUUCCCCGUCCUGACGUCCUACGCCAACAUUUCCAAAGCGAGAAAGACGAUAUACAUCAAGGUCUCGCUAUGAAAGAUACCGACUUUGGCACGUUCUAUGUCAACUAUCAGAUAGCUAUUAAGGCUUUUCUUCCUGCUUCGUUGUUGCGAUAUGGUCCAGAUUGUUUCAAGCCAAAUUUUGUAGUAGAGCAUUAUAAGGACGAUUCUGAAGCUGGUUGGUGA
Messenger RNA from Aspergillus ibericus CBS 121593, 645 nucleotides. RefSeq lists its product as uncharacterized. NCBI's taxonomy places the organism in Eukaryota, Fungi, Ascomycota, Eurotiomycetes, Eurotiales, Aspergillaceae. The transcript has 3 exons. Bases 1 to 645 code for a protein of 214 amino acids. The record is from RefSeq and is a predicted model, not a curated record.